Molecule: messenger RNA, 595 nt
Organism: Scleropages formosus (Asian bonytongue)
Lineage: Eukaryota; Metazoa; Chordata; Actinopteri; Osteoglossiformes; Osteoglossidae
Gene: pyya
Product: peptide YYa
Exons: 4
Coding region: 117-410 (97 amino acids)
Biological process (GO): neuropeptide signaling pathway; feeding behavior
Cellular component (GO): extracellular region
Molecular function (GO): neuropeptide hormone activity; neuropeptide Y receptor binding
Source: RefSeq, a predicted model, not a curated record
GUCGAGAUUAAAGAAAUAUAAGAAGAGCAGAAACAGGACCCUCCUCAAACUGACCAGGAGAACAACCCGACCACCUGUAACCACAAGCCUUCUAAAAUCCAUUUGCCUUCUAAAAAAUGGCAGUUGUGCUGAAGCCCUGGCCCGUCUUCGUAGCCCUUGUCCUCUGUGUGCUCCUGUGUCUGGGCACAUUCUCAGAUGCGUACCCACCCAAACCGGAGAACCCCGGGGAGGACGCGCCGCCAGAAGAGAUGGCCAAGUAUUACUCUGCGCUCAGACACUACAUCAACCUCAUCACGAGACAGAGGUAUGGCAAGAGGUCUCCUCCUGAGGACAUGAUGGCAGAGCUGCUGUUUGGCGAUGACUCACAGCACAACCAACGAUCACAGUCCGACGGCUCGUACAUGUGGUGAUUCCUCUUUGUCCUCUCCCUGUCUGGUGUUCCUCUCCUUGCGUCCAUCAUGCUGAGGGAGUCCUCUCAUGACUCAAGCACUAUCUUCUGGAUGAUUGUUGACCAUCAGUGGACCAUUGCUUGCCUCUCAAUGCAUGCACUCUUUAUUUCUUGUCCUUAUUCAUUUUUAAACCCUGCUUUCCAGCA